Messenger RNA from Penicillium soppii, 681 nucleotides. RefSeq lists its product as uncharacterized. The record is from RefSeq and is a predicted model, not a curated record. Lineage: Eukaryota; Fungi; Ascomycota; Eurotiomycetes; Eurotiales; Aspergillaceae. The transcript has a single exon. Bases 1 to 681 code for a protein of 226 amino acids.
AUGCUCCGCUUCAUCGUCACAGCAACAGCAAUAAUAACCAGCUCCUCUGCAAUCUACUUUUACAUCUUCCACACCCAACUAUCAAAAAGAAUAGCCCACACAACCCACAACGGAACCCUACAAAAAACCUCAAACAUAGAAUCAAUUCCAGACCCCAUAUUUACCCCAGAAUUCUUCACAAUCCAUGAAAGCGCCACAAAAUCGACCCCCCGCGCCACUCUCCCCCAAGACCAUGAUCCAGCUAUUCUCUUCACUCGCCUGCUGCGCCGCAACAUGACCGCGUUCUCGCGGUUCCCGCAGGCGCUAAUGCUCGCGCUUGUGAGCAAAACGCCGGAGCAGAAGGCCAGUUUCACGAGGGCGCAUAUCGCCGCGCUGGACUUCGAGGUCGGCGAUUUGGUGUGUGGCGUUUAUCGCGUUAAGCUGAGGCGGAGGGAUCGCGUGGAGUUCGAGAUUAAGAUGCAGGGGGUGGAUUAUGUGGAGGGGAGGUUGGUUCUUAGUUUUGCAGAGAGGGUGGAGGGGGAUGUUGAGCAGAUUGUGUUUUGUAGUGAGACGUGCAUGUGGAAGAGGGCCGAUGAGACGAGGAAGAUGCCGUUGGAGAGGUGGGCGGUGCGCUGGAUGCAUGAGACGGCUGCUUGGUGGUUGGUUGAGUCAGGAGUGAAGUAUUUGGUGGAUUUGGAGUGA